Messenger RNA from Euleptes europaea (tarantolino), 765 nucleotides. Its product is annotated as vomeronasal type-2 receptor 26-like. Gene Ontology annotation, cellular component: membrane. Gene Ontology annotation, molecular function: G protein-coupled receptor activity. The coding region runs from base 1 to 765 and encodes 254 amino acids. Gene Ontology annotation, biological process: G protein-coupled receptor signaling pathway. The record is from RefSeq and is a predicted model, not a curated record. The transcript is spliced from 4 exons. NCBI's taxonomy places the organism in Eukaryota, Metazoa, Chordata, Lepidosauria, Squamata, Sphaerodactylidae.
AUGCAGCUCAGCCUGAGGAAUGCCCUGAGACCCAACUUCCAUUGGACCCUGCCUCAUUCUUGGUGCACGGAGAGAUGUCGCCCUGGAUACGCCAAGUUGACUAAGGAAGGAGAGCCUCCCUGCUGCUAUGAUUGUGCUCCGUGUGCGGAAGGGACAGUCUCCACUCAGGAAGAAACUCCAAUAGUCAAAGCCAACAAUCGCAGCCUCUCCUAUGUUCUCCUCAUCUCCCUCCUGCUUUCAUUUCUCUCCUCUUUUCUCUUCAUCGGUCAGCCCCAGAAGGUGACCUGCCUUCUCCGACAAACAGUUUUCAGCAUCAUCUUCUCCAUUGCCAUCUCUUCUGUGUUGGCCAAGACUGUCACUGUGGUGGUGGCCUUCAUGGCCUCACAGCCAGGCAGCAGGAUGAGGAAAUGGCUGCGGAAGAGCUUGGCCAACUCCAUUAUCUUUUCCUGUUCCGGUAUUCAAGUGGGCAUCUGCACUCUCUGGCUGGGCAUCUCUCCCCCCUUCCCAGAGGCUGACAUGCACUCCCAGUCUGGACAGAUCGUCCUGCAAUGUAACGAAGGGUCUGUCACCAUGUUUUAUGCUGCCCUCGGCUACAUGGGCUUCCUGGCCACCGUCUCCUUCAUGGUGGCUUUCCUAGCCAGGAAGCUGCCUGGGGCGUUCAAUGAAGCCAAGCUGAUCACCUUCAGCAUGUUGGGUCCUUACCACCAAACGGGUCCAGAGAAGGGCAAGAAAGACGGUGAAGGGGCUGGAGACCAAGUCCUAUGA